Messenger RNA from Phytophthora infestans T30-4, 1809 nucleotides. RefSeq lists its product as uncharacterized. The transcript has 3 exons. Gene Ontology annotation, molecular function: protein tyrosine/serine/threonine phosphatase activity. Lineage: Eukaryota; Oomycota; Peronosporomycetes; Peronosporales; Peronosporaceae. Gene Ontology annotation, biological process: protein dephosphorylation. The record is from RefSeq and is a predicted model, not a curated record. The coding region runs from base 1 to 1809 and encodes 602 amino acids.
AUGUGCGGCGUUUCGGGCAUAACCUCUCUCAACUUCCAACCCCCAUCCGGCGGCGCGCACGGCAAGACUCUUGCUUUAGCGUCUGGGACGCCGCUGGAUCCGACUAAGACGCGCACGAGCAAAAACCCUUUGAAAGAGCACUUCCCCCGUCUGCCCAGCAGCUACACGCAAGUUGAAGUGGUCAUCGAUCUCGCCACCUCUGGAUUCUCAAUCGAUGGAGAUCGCCCCACGAGCGAGCGGCGGCGAAGUUUCCAACGCCAAGCGCAAACUCGAGACUCGAAGGCGUUCGGCGAGUUGUUGACUGCAGAAGAAGCUGCAGACAGCCAGAGACUGGAGACGUCCAAGGUUUGUCCCACGUCCUCUGCAUUGACGCUGCCGAGCACACCGUCCCUGACCAAGAUCAUUUCGCCGCGACCUGGCGUUUGUCUGUCGCCCGGUUUGCACCGCAAUCCGUUUUUGGAUGACGAAACUUGGCCACUAACUGUCCCUAGAGGUCCGACGUCGACAUCACCGGCAUUUGUCACCAAGAGCUACAACAACAACACGACACCUCGGAAGACGAGUGACAGCUGUGCUCUGUUUACUCCGCCGACGCCCAACAAGCGAGUGUGCAGCCAGCAAGGCUUUACGCAGAGCAAAGCUGGCGCCACCGCUUCGUCGGGUAACUGGGCGCCUUCUCUUACACAGGCGAGAAAGCGCUCUCUGGGGGCGUCGGAUGGCUCUCACUUCGCUAGUGCGUCUCCCUCGGACAAGCGAGCUUCGUUGUCUAUUGACAUGAACUUGGAAACUCGAAGCAAUGUCCUCCCCGGAGCGUUGUCCUCCUGUUCGUCUUCUUCGUCGACUCCGCCAGUCUCGGUGCUGUCCCGAAACAGUGCUAGUGUACCGAAGAGAAUGUACCCACCUCAGCGUCGUAGUCGCAACCCAGGCAACUUGUCGUUGGAUUUAUCACAAGUAGACCAAGCCAAUCUCGACCCAAACACCACAACAACUGGUGCUACCAGGCGACGCAAUGACCAGGCUGCUGUAUGCUCCAAGUUGACGGAUUUCCUGUACAUUGGUGGUGCGCUCGCUGCUAAAAACAAGUCCAUGUUGCUCCAGAACGGCAUCACGCAUGUCAUUAACUGCGCGGCCAGUGUCGCUCCGGCCUCGUUUCCGGACGAGUUUUGCUACUUCAACAUCAGACUGCGCGACCAUUCGUCGCAAGAUAUUGCCCGACACUUUUACAGCAUGUUUGACUUUAUUGAACGUGCUCGUGAAAGCGGUGGGCGCAUCUUCUUGCAUUGUAUCAAAGGCAUUUCUCGCUCUCCGACGAUGGCCAUCGCGUACUUGAUGUGGUACAAGAACAUGGGCAUGUACGAGACGCUGGACUUUGUGCGUCAGUCGCGUCCGAUCGUUGAUCCCAAUGCUGGUUUCAUCUUUCAACUGACCGAGUGGGAACAGCAACACCCGCAAGGACGACUCAAGUUCCAGCGCACGAUUGUGUUCCGGAUGGCAUACACCGAUAAUGUUGACAAGGGCAACAAUAUGGUGGCUGCGAAGAACCCGUUGUUCGUGGGUCCUUUGCCGAGUAUCAGCGAUAGUUUCUUCCGUGAUCCGACCAAGGACGUUGGGGAGUUGAGCUUGAUCGUAGCAUGUGCUGACUACAUGUUCGUGUGGUGUGGAACCGACGUCGAUGAAGAUCAAGUGGAAGUGGCCGAACGUGGGGCGCAGAUCUUGCAGCGCUACGAAGCCUUCCCAGCUAAGUGUGACACUGUGAGGCAAGGCCAGGAACCGGUGGCGUUUUGGGACCUCGUUGGCGACGAUAUUUGA